Tachysurus vachellii is the source of this 1891-nucleotide messenger RNA. RefSeq lists its product as uncharacterized. The coding region runs from base 672 to 1670 and encodes 332 amino acids. The transcript is spliced from 2 exons. Gene Ontology annotation, molecular function: methyltransferase activity; 2-oxoglutarate-dependent dioxygenase activity. The record is from RefSeq and is a predicted model, not a curated record. Lineage: Eukaryota; Metazoa; Chordata; Actinopteri; Siluriformes; Bagridae.
AACUAGAGAUAUUUGACAGAUCGUGGUCCACAGUUCCAGUUCAAAGAACUGUACCGGAUCCUCCGAAGCUGGCUACAUGAGCAUGAAGGAGGUGCUGGAGCGAGUUGCCAUGGAUCAUUUCAUCUGCCCUUGAAUGCACCUUAGUGACACUAGAGAUCCCCAAGGAUAUCCUCACCAACCAAGGUAAGCCCUUUGUAUCAUGUCUAAUGGUGGAUCUGUGUCGGUUUUUGCAGGAGAAGCACCUCAGGAUGUCAAUCUACCACCCGCAGGUGGACGGAUUGUUGGGGUGAUUCAAUGAGACGCUGAAGAGUAUGCUCAGAAAGGCGGUAUUUGAGGAAGGAUGAAACUGGACCUCCUCCUUCAUUAUGUGCUGUUAUGUGCUAUGGUAAGCCUGCGCUGACCAGCCAUCACCGGUGUUCACUGAGAUAUCCAGAAUCAGAAUUAGAAAGAUCUUUAUUGCCAGUCCACUAUUGUUCCUGUCCCGAAGAAACCCCAGCCCACCUGCCUCAACGAUUACAGCCCUGUAGCCCUGACCUCAGUAGUGAUGAAGUGCUUCGAAAGACUGGUCAGAGACUUCAUCACUGCAUCACAUCCAGACACACUGUAUCCACUACAGUUCGCUUACCGCCAGAAGGACCGAGGACGCCAUUGCUCAUCUUCUCCACACUACAAUGUGCCACCUGGACUGUGGAAAAGGGAAUUAUGCAAAAAUGCUGUUUGUGGACUACAGUUCACCGUUUAACACCAUGAUUCCCUCCACGCUCACUUCUAAUUUGGAGGUCCUGGGACUCAGCCUGCUGCUGUGUCAAUGGAUCUCCAACUUCCUGACAGACAGACUACAAGCUGUACGGGUGGGCCAUCAGACCUCAUCCACCCUCACCCACAGCAGUGGAGCUCCCCAGGGUUGUGUUCUGAGCCUCCUGCUGUACACAUAUGACUGUGUGGCCACUUCCAACUCCACCACCAUCAUGAAGUUUGCUGACAACACUGUUGUGGUGGGCCUGAUCUCCAACAAUGACGAGACGGCCUACCUACAGGAGACUAAAAACCUGGAGAGAUGGUGCCAGGAGAACAAUCUUCUUCUGAACGUCAGCAAGACCAAGGAGUUGAUAGUGGACUUCAGCACAAAGCAGGAGCGUUCAUACAAACUGUUAAAGAUCAACGGGACCCCAGUGGAGAGAGUGGACAGUUUCCGGUACCUAGGUGUUCACAUCACACAGGACCUGUCUUGGUCCUGUAACAUCAACACCCUGGUGAAGAAGGCCCGGCAGUGUCUGUACCAUCUGAGACGCUUAAGGGACUUCAAACUACCCUCUCAGGUGCUAAAGACUUUCUACACCUGCACCAUUGAGAGUGUCCUGACGGGUAGAAUCACUUCCUGGUUCGGGAACAGUACCAUGCAGGACAGGCGAGCCCUCCAGAGGGUGGGGCACUCAGCUGAACAUACCAUCCACACCGAGCUCCCUGACCUGCAGGACAUCUACAGCACACGGUGCUGGACCAUGGCCAGGAAGAUUGUAAAGGAUCUCAGCCAUCCCAACAAUGGACUCUUUUUUUUGUUGCAUUCAGGGAAAUGCUUCCGCUCCUUGAAAGCAAACACAGAGAGAAUGAGGAGAAGCUUCUUCCUGCCGGCCAUUCGGAGUUUAAACCAGGAAACACCCAGGAUCUAGUACUGGACCUCUCCCUCCAUCUUCACUGUCCUUCUGUACACCUUUUUGCACUAUGACACUUUAACUCCGGACUGUCACUAUAACUCUGGACUUGUACAGCACAGUGCCACUUUAUACACUCUAUACACACCAUACUGCACAUGGACACUAUAAGGACAAUAAUUAAAAACCAUACGCAUUUAUGUACAUUUAUGUAUAUUUAUAUAUAUGUAUAUACAUUA